Molecule: messenger RNA, 3310 nt
Organism: Xenopus laevis (African clawed frog)
Lineage: Eukaryota; Metazoa; Chordata; Amphibia; Anura; Pipidae
Gene: ikzf5.L
Product: IKAROS family zinc finger 5 L homeolog
Exons: 4
Coding region: 224-1540 (438 amino acids)
Biological process (GO): regulation of transcription by RNA polymerase II
Cellular component (GO): nucleus
Molecular function (GO): DNA-binding transcription factor activity; RNA polymerase II cis-regulatory region sequence-specific DNA binding
Source: RefSeq, a predicted model, not a curated record
CGCAGCAUCAACCAUAGACGGAUGCGCAUCCACACAGGGUGGACGUUCCAGAACGCAUGCGUGUGAGGAUUUUUUAGGGCCCUAGCGGUGGUAGGGCUCGGUGUUCACCGGAGGUGUCGGUGAGUGUUUCCCCUGCACCCCGCCGGCGGCAUGUGGAGGUUCCACGUUGUGAGGAGCUCCCGGUGACGGAAGGGAGCGCUGCAAGCAGAUUCCAGCACUGAAUAUGGGUGAAAAGAAGCCAGAAACGCUGGAUUUUGUGAAAGACUUCCAGGAAUAUCUCACUCAGCAGACACACCACGUCAACAUGAUCUCUGGCUCUGUGAGCAGUGACAAAGAAGCUGAAACUUUACAAGGAGGGACUCAGAACCACGAUGCACUCUCCGCUAAUUCUCCGUGCCUUGCUCUACCGGCAGCUGCGACUGACAGCGAUCAGAAUGGGCUGGACCAUCCCUCCGUGGAGGUGUCUCUGGAUGAAAGCGCUGGGAUGCUGGUGGACGGCUUUGAGCGGACCUUUGACGGCAAACUUAAAUGUCGCUAUUGCAACUAUGCCAGCAAAGGAACAGCCCGUCUGAUCGAGCAUAUCCGUAUACACACAGGUGAGAAGCCACACCGUUGCCACUUAUGCCCAUUUGCAUCUGCCUACGAGCGCCACCUAGAGGCUCACAUGCGCUCGCACACCGGGGAGAAGCCAUACAAGUGUGAGCUGUGUUCCUUCCGCUGCAGCGAUCGAAGCAACCUCUCUCAUCACCGCCGGCGCAAACACAAGAUGCUGCCAAUCAAAGGCACCCGGCCAUCACUCGGCAAUAAGAAAAUGUGGGGGGUCCUUCAGAAGAAAGUUAGCAGCCUGGGUUACACCCGCCGGACUCUCAUUAAUCUCAGUCCGCCUUCCAUGGUGGUGCACAAAGCAGACUAUCUCAGCGACUUCGCCCAUGAGAUUCCCAGCAUCCAGAGCGAGGCUUAUGAACACUUGGCCAAGGCCUCACAUUCAGUGGGUCUCUCUCGGGAUCCCCAAGAGCUCAUGGUGGACAACCCCUUAAACCAGCUGUCCACUUUGGCAGGGCAACUCUCUAGCCUUCCACCGGACACUCAGAAUCCUGCUUCCCCAGACACCGGGCCCUGUCCAGAUGAAAAACCCUUUAUGAUCCAGCAGCCUCCACCUCCAGCCUGUAGCUCAGCUGUCUCCACCAGUGUAGCUCAGAGUUCCUCACCUGCCAGCCCUGAAGGGCGUCCGACCCACAAUCACAGGAACUGUAGCCCUAUGGCGGGGCCAAGUAGUGAGCGUAGUGGGCGCACCAGCACCCCUAGCAUUAGCAACAGCCAACCCAGCACCCCUGCACCCGCCCUUCCAGUCCAGGACCCUCAGCUCCUGCACCACUGCCAGCACUGUGACAUGUACUUUGCAGACAACAUAUUAUACACCAUCCACAUGGGCUGCCACGGCUUUGAAAAUCCUUUUCAGUGCAACAUUUGUGGUUGCAAGUGCAAAAACAAGUAUGACUUUGCCUGCCAUUUUGCUCGAGGUCAGCAUACCCAGCACUGACUCUAGAGACCCUUCACUCACUCUUUUAUUUUUUUACUUUUCACCUUAACAGACAAUGCGUGUAUACAUUUCCUAUCUGUUUAGAACCUGUAAAUAGAUUUCUGUGUGCCUCAUUAGAUCACAUGACUUGAAUCUCUCAAGUAAUAACAGCGUGUGAGAGAUAAUUUACCAACAGUAUUUGUGUGUGUGGAAAGGGUGGGUAGGAGUGUUAAAGGGACACUAAACUAAAAAUAAGGCUUGAUGUAACUAGGGCACCGCAAAGCAUCACUUUCUCUUCUACCUUUCUGCAUUGUCUCCCCUUACCCAGAUCUGUCCUUUUCGGCUGAUUUUGGCUGACCACACCUUCAGUUGCUUGUCCACUCUGAUAGGAUUUUCACAAUUGCCCAAGAAUAAUGGCGUUUGGGAUGAGUUGAAGAUUAUGGGAAUAUACAAGAACAAUGGGGAUCAUUUAUAAACACUGGCAGUUACCCAUGGCAACCAAUCAGAUGUUUGCUUUUAUUGUUCUCCUUGCAGAAGGAGAAAAAAAAUCUAAUCAUUGAUUGGUUGCUAUGGGUUACUGGCCUAAAGCCCCAAUGUCUCUUUAGGGCAGUGCUAGCCAAACUGUGGGGUUGGCCCUGCUAGGGGAUACUGAAACAGUGUCAGGCAAACUUCCACCAGUCAGUUGAAAGUAGAAGGAGUUAAUUGUGUUCACAGCCUUACGCAUUUCGUGUUAACAAACGCUUAAUCAUUGCCUAUGAUUGUUUGUUAAGAUGAAACGCGUAAGGCUGUGGACACAAUAAACUCCUUUUACUUUCAACUGACUGCCUGGUGGAAGUUUGCCUUCAUUGAGUGCCUGUUUAAAAGAAAUUCUCGAUUUGUCCGCUCCCCGUGCUGAGGGCUCAUGGCGGUGCACCUGGGCCACUUCUCUUAUGUGGUGAGUAAUCACUUUCAACUUGAAACCCCCAACUACAGAUUUAUUUAAAAUCUAAAGAUCCCUAUUCACUUACCACUACUUUCCAUGGUACUGCACAAAGCGCAAUUGGUGGCGUUUCUAAAAAAAUGGUCUGCGCUUUGCCACGGAAAGCAGUGAAACUUGGACAGAGGUUUUUUUUGAUGCCCAUGUAUUUUUCUCAUCUGUCUACAGAAGUGAUCACCAUGCCCUGUGUGCCUUGUAUACAUGAAGCCAAAUACAAACAAUAAUGUUUAGUGUGCCUUUAAUGAGGGGCUGUCUGGGUAUCCAUCAUUGCUUUCUGGCUUGGGCAUAUAUUCUAAAGGCUUUAAAUAAGUAAUUAAGUAAGUGAGGGUGUGAAUCUUGUGGGUUGGAUAAGGCAUCUAAUGUUUAGCUGUCUUCCCAGGUGCCUGCUGUCAACACUCAUCACGAUGUGCAUUUAGGAGGACCGACGAUCAUGUGACGAAAUAACGAUAUUGCGUUGGUCUCUUCCGUCUUUGUAUUUGUUCUGUUGAAUGGAGAGAGUGUUUCUGGAUGUGUUCGUGAAGACCCAAAUAGGUAACAUCAUGGCAAGGACUUUAUUGUUUUAUUCCUUUUUUUUUUUUUUAAUUUGGAUCAUGCAUCUAAUUUUGUACACGACUUUAUGGCCACAAGCUGAAAGGCACGAGAAGGAACUCACCAGAUGUCUAACUUUUAAGGUUACGAAACCCAAUGUACGUCUACUUAUUUCUCCAAACUGGGUGUUCGGAAAAGAUUUUAUCACUGUGUGUUAAUUAUUUCUCCAAAGAUUCUAAUGUUCCAUGAACUGUCACUGAGUCUAAUAAAUCUGUAUUGUCUAUUCA